Messenger RNA from Colletotrichum tamarilloi, 477 nucleotides. RefSeq lists its product as uncharacterized. Lineage: Eukaryota; Fungi; Ascomycota; Sordariomycetes; Glomerellales; Glomerellaceae. Bases 1 to 477 code for a protein of 158 amino acids. The transcript has 4 exons. The record is from RefSeq and is a predicted model, not a curated record.
AUGACUGAGGUCCUCAACAUUCAGUGCCAUGUGUGUUCGCUACAGUUUUCAACGCCGGACCUGUUACAACAGCAUGUCUGGCACUACCAGGCCGAAAUUGCGGCAAUGCUCACUAGGCUACACGAUCUCUUCGCCCAUCAUGAUCCAACACCUAACAUCACCAUUUCGACAGACACCUGCACUUCCUCAAUACUGAUAACCGACCCGAAAGCUGUCGAAUCCGCCAACGAUGCCCAGCCAAGACGUUUGCAUGUCCAGAAUGUCAAGCUGUACUGGCAAGAAAGCAAGAUCUUGAACGACACUACACAAUUCAUUAUCAGUGCAAAGAAUUUUGCCAAUUUUGUUCCAGUACAUUCACCAGAGCACGCAAAUACAUUACUCACAAGUGCACAAAAGGCGGACCUCAACAUCAACGAUCGUAUACAAAACGGAGAUGCCUCCGGCUAUGCGCCGAAGCUAAGAAGGACUUACAAGUAA